AUGUUCGUGGUCAAGAGAGACGGGAGGAAGGAGGACGUCAAGUUCGACAAGAUCACCUCGCGCAUCAACAAGCUCUGCUAUGGCCUCGACAGCCGCUUCGUGGACUCCAUCAAGAUCUCGCAGAAGGUGAUCCAAGGCGUCUACCCCGGCGUGACGACGAUCGAGCUC
Ectocarpus siliculosus is the source of this 168-nucleotide messenger RNA. Lineage: Eukaryota; Phaeophyceae; Ectocarpales; Ectocarpaceae. The record is from the annotation of a GenBank genome assembly.